Messenger RNA from Musca domestica (house fly), 1982 nucleotides. Its product is annotated as phospholipid phosphatase 5. Gene Ontology annotation, molecular function: phosphatidate phosphatase activity. Gene Ontology annotation, biological process: phospholipid metabolic process. The record is from RefSeq and is a predicted model, not a curated record. Lineage: Eukaryota; Metazoa; Arthropoda; Insecta; Diptera; Muscidae. The coding region runs from base 217 to 1866 and encodes 549 amino acids. The transcript is spliced from 4 exons.
AUCUAUGUAUUUUACGUGUGCGGGAUAGUUGGUUUUGUAUUGGCGACCAAGACCAAAGUGAAAGCUAUAUACUAUUUUUGCAAACUGAAUACAAUUGUUAACUAUAUUAUUAACUUUGAUUCUUUUAGCCUUUGUUGUUAUAACACGUGUGGCGUGGUGGUUAUAGUUCAUCUCAGUGUCUCUCUCUGUGUUGGUUUAAUAAGAUUAAUUUAAAGAAUGUUUUCUGAAUUUGUUAAUGUGAGAAGACGACAACGUCGACGUCAUAGUACUUCCAUUGUCGCAGAAGAGUCACGAUUGCUACACUCAUUGAGCCAAACCGCUGUGUCUGCUAAUUUUUUGGCGGACAGUAAAAUGUUUAGCGGUUCUGGCACAAGUCUACUAAAUAAUCACGACGACAACGAUAAUCAAUCAGCCACAGAAGAUAUUACCACUCAAAACGCGCGAAGCAAUCUCUUAAAACCCCACACACAACGUCAUAGCAAUUUUGAUACCUAUCCUCCGCCGAAGAGAGCUGGCCACAUCCGUCCCCCUCGACAGAGCGUAAAUAAUUUAGAAGCUCCGGAGCAAACAAUGUCUAUGCGUAAUUCACCAUUACGUGUCACAAAUACUGGUCGAAUUUACACCAAAAGAUUGACGCCGAAACGAAGUUACAGCGAAAGUUCGGCCGAUAAACAAUUGCACAAAUAUUCGACCAGUGACAGUAGUCAGGAAGAGGAUGAAAUGAUGCUAAACAGCACGGACAAAAGGAAAAUGACACGGCGUAGUAUUAGCAAUGGUUUGCAGUAUAGCCAUCAUAAGUAUAGAAGUAGUAGACAUCAUAAUGCGGAGAUGGGAGAAGAGAAUACUGCGCUGGAUGGUUGUGCGAUUUUUGGUGAGUUCUCAAAACAAGUCAGCGAUUGGAUUGAUAUAGCAAUUCGUGUUUUAUUGGUUGUUGUUUUUAGUAAAUUAGAAACCCAAACGGCAUUUAAACGUGUCAUACACCCCGAAGAAAUGUGGAUGUAUAAAAAUCCCCGUACCCGUGAUUAUGUCUCACCGCUGUCCCUGCUGAUGGCAGUUAUAAUUGGUCCCCUGGUGGUGACAGCAUUUCAUCUAAUGUUAACCAAAGAUAGGCGGGAUUUUCGUGCCGCUUCCUGGGCAUGGACAUUGAUAUUGGGCCUCAACGGGUUGGCAACAAGUCUGUUGAAAAUCAGCGUUGGACGGCCACGACCUGAUUUCUUUUAUCGCUGUUUUCCCGAUGGUGUAAUGCAUUUGACCAGCAACAUCACCUCAAAUACGGAUAAUAUGUUGGAUUUGUUCAAUUGUACCGGCAGUAUAACAGCCAUCAAUGAGGGACGUAAAAGUUUUCCCAGUGGCCACUCGUCGUUUGCCUUUGCCGGUUUUGGUUUUAUUAGCUACUAUGUGGGCGCCAAGCUGCAUGCCUUUAAUUAUCGUGGUCGUGGACAAACUUGGCGCCUGUGCAUUGCAAUUGCUCCCCUUGUUCUUGCCACCUUGGUGGCGGUGAGUCGUACCUGUGACUAUCACCAUCACUGGGAGGAUGUAACAAUCGGUGGGGCAAUCGGUUUGUUCGUAUCCUACUACAUAUACCGCCAAUAUUAUCCCUCAAUAUUUUCCCCAAAUUGUCAUCGUCCCCUAACUCGAAUAGUACCGCAAGUGAAAAGGGAAAUACCCGAAAGUGAAAAGGCAUCAACGUCAGCCUGCCGGCCCAGAAGACGUUUGAUUUCCUACAAACGUGUACCCAGUGAUGAGCUGAGUGAGGCUACACUAAUGUGUAAGGAACAAAUACUAGACAAUGGCCAAUUCGCAAAUGAUACUAGCGAUAAGAGGCCAUUAAUCAAUGAUCCAAAGACAGAUAAUAAAUGGUUUUAGAAACAAAAAAUCCAUAGAAUUAUUUAAAUAUUUAUAUACCUAACUAUGUGUAUAUCAUAAAGUCGUUUUGAAACCCCCGACAAAGAAUAUAUAUUGAGCUGUGCUUUUUCGUUUUA